AUGCUUCAGGUUCCAGUGCGGGAGCACACCAACGUGGCCUCCACCAAGGCCGUGAUCUUGGUCGGAGGCCCGUCUAGAGGAACGCGCUUCAGGCCUCUGUCCCUUGACAUGCCCAAGCCCCUCUUUGAAGUCGCCGGUCAUCCUAUUAUCCACCACUGCCUGAAAGCCCUCGCCAAGAUCCCCGAUAUUCGAGAGGUCAUCCUCGUCGGUUACUACGAUGAAACCGUCUUCCGCGACUUCAUCAAGGACUCCGCCAAGGAGUUCCCUCAGUUCAAGAUGCAAUACUUGCGUGAAUACACGGCUCUGGGCACCGCUGGCGGUCUCUACCACUUCCGCGAUGCCAUCCUGAAGGGCAAGCCCGAGCGCAUUUUCGUCCUCAACGCUGACGUCUGCUGCUCCUUCCCUCUUGGCGAGAUGCUCAAGCUGUUCGAAGAAAAGGAUGCGGAGGCCGUCAUCCUCGGAACAAGAGUCAACAACGAUGCCGCCACCAACUUCGGUUGCAUCGUUUCCGAUUCCCAUACCAGACGGGUGCUGCACUACGUUGAGAAGCCCGAGUCGCACAUCUCCAACCUCAUCAACUGCGGUGUCUAUCUCUUCGCCACCGAGUGCAUCUUCCCCUCCAUCCGCAGUGCUAUCAAGCGCCGUACCACCCGCCCUCGCCUGCUGUCAUACCCUUCGUCCGAGAACCUGGAGUCCUCCUUCAUCGCAGCGGAGGACGAGGCAGAGAAGAGCGAAGUCCUUCGUCUGGAACAGGAUAUCCUCUCCGAUUUGGCUGACAGCAACCGUUUCUUCGUCCACGAGACAAAAGAUUUCUGGCGCCAGAUCAAGACAGCCGGCUCCGCCGUCCCCGCCAACGCCCUUUACCUCCAGAAGGCCUUCCAGGCCGGAUCUGACGAGCUCACCCCUCCUUCUGCUGCCAUCGUGCCCCCAGUCUACAUCCACCCCUCCGCAACGGUGGACCCCACAGCGAAGUUGGGUCCCAACGUUUCCAUUGGACCCCGUGUGGUCGUGGGCGCAGGCGCUCGUAUUAAGGACUCGAUCGUGCUGGAAGACGCCGAGAUCAAGCACGAUGCAUGCGUGAUGCACUCGAUUAUUGGCUGGAGCAGCCGCGUCGGUGCCUGGGCCCGUGUUGAGGGCACCCCGAUCCCCACAGGCAGCCACUCGACCAGCAUUGUCAAGCACGGCAUCAAGGUUCAAAGCAUCACCAUCCUGGGCAAGGAAUGUGCCGUGGGUGACGAGGUACGGGUACAAAACUGUGUGUGCCUGCCAUUUAAGGAAUUGAAGCGCGACGUCGCCAACGAGGUUAUCAUGUAA
Molecule: messenger RNA, 1314 nt
Organism: Aspergillus niger
Lineage: Eukaryota; Fungi; Ascomycota; Eurotiomycetes; Eurotiales; Aspergillaceae
Exons: 4
Coding region: 1-1314 (437 amino acids)
Biological process (GO): biosynthetic process
Cellular component (GO): cytoplasm
Molecular function (GO): transferase activity
Source: RefSeq, a predicted model, not a curated record